Molecule: messenger RNA, 643 nt
Organism: Daktulosphaira vitifoliae (grape phylloxera)
Lineage: Eukaryota; Metazoa; Arthropoda; Insecta; Hemiptera; Phylloxeridae
Gene: Cks30A
Product: cyclin-dependent kinases regulatory subunit
Exons: 3
Coding region: 279-506 (75 amino acids)
Biological process (GO): regulation of mitotic cell cycle
Cellular component (GO): SCF ubiquitin ligase complex; cyclin-dependent protein kinase holoenzyme complex
Molecular function (GO): protein kinase binding; histone binding; ubiquitin binding
Source: RefSeq, a predicted model, not a curated record
UGUUCAAUGUUCAAGUCUAGGAUACUACGUUGUGUAUAUCUUCUUAUUUUGACAGCCGGUGUGUUUUCUACCUUACAUUUCAGUACAGGUAUAUAAUAUUACAAUAGCUUUUAUGAAAAAAGGAGAAGAACGUUUACAAUAAAUUUAAUGUUCCGCGUUCGAAAGUAGGAAACAGCAUUUUCCUAUUAGUCACAGUGGCUUAAAUUUUCAACAAUUUCGAAUAUUUCAUAUUUUCUUAUAUUUAGUUGUUUUGUUAACGAAUAAAAUUCAUCAGAACAAUGUCUGAUAAACAAAUAUAUUACUCGGAUAAGUACUACGAUGACAAAUACGAAUACAGGCAUGUUGUUUUACCUAAAGAAAUGGCCAAAACUAUACCAAAAACACAUUUGUUAACAGAAGAUGAAUGGAGAUCAAUUGGUGUUCAGCAGAGCAAAGGAUGGGUUCAUUAUAUGAUUCAUGAACCUGAACCACAUAUUUUAUUGUUCAAAAGGCCAAGAACAAAUUGAGUGUUCAUUGCAAUUAAUUUAUAGAUGUGAAGAAUAUUGGAUCAAAAAAUAAGUGUCUUAUUUUUUCUAAGCUCUAUUGUACAUAAAAAGUGUAAAUGCUGAAUUGAUUAUUUUCGUACUUUAUAAUAAAUAUUUAA